UGGAAGUAUUCUGUGGCUAAAGUUUGAAAUUUUAAUAUUUUUAAUUUCAGAAACUUUUUCAGUAGCUUUAGUCUUUAUCUAUAAAUUAUGACUGAAAAAUCAAUUUUGGAUCUUUUGCUGGGUAAUAUUUCUUUUAACCGUGAUAAUGUCGAUCCAUUAUUGCUCCGAAAUGAAGCAACUAAAAUCUCUUCUGGACUUGCUGGUAAUUUGAACGAAAUAGGAAGUAACCCUUCCUAUCCUUCUCAUCACUGGAAGGAUGAUUUGAUGUUCAUUCACAAAUUAUGUAUGAAGGAUGAGAAACAUCAUCAUGUCGAUGAAACUAACAGAUCAGCAGUCUUGGAUGUCCUAGGAAAAGCUUUUGAAAAAGAUGAAAUCUUGGAAAUUUCAGAGAAAUGUGUACACGAAAUCAAAACGUCAGUAAUUCAAUUCAUGAAGAACAUGAGAACAUACUACCAUGAAAAAAAUUCAGAAUUUAAUUCAACAUGGGAACCCAUACGUAAGGAUCUGAAAAUAUUGGAAGAGACAAGUAGACUUGAAUUUAACCUUGUCAUCUGUCCAAAAAUUGAGAAUAUAUAUAACACUACUUCAAUCAUGUCUAGUAUGGGAAAUAAUGAAAAAAUCUUGGGUUCCAAUAAUGAUGAUUUUAGGCUGAAGCAUAUAAACUUUGGAUAUGCUGUAAUUAAUAUAGGAAGUCAACUUGAGAGGUCAAGACAUAUAACAAUUUUGCUCGAUAUGUUGUCUGAAUAUGAAGAGCUUUAUGCCUAUGAGAAAGAGUUUUGCAAAUACCUAUUGAACUUUAUAGAUCAGAACAAUGACCUACUAAAAUAUUUCUGCGAUAAAUUUUUUUUUAUCUUGGAAAUUCAAAUAAUAGAUAUAUGUACAAAUUUGAUCAAGGGGACAAGUGAUGAAUUCAAGACCCAGAUGGAACUGUAUCUGAAAACCAAAGAGUUUAGUAACUUGAUUGCUGCUUGUAAACAGAAUCAUUUUCUUCAUCUGAACGUCAAGAGUGUAUUAUAUACAUUGUAUUGCUUCAGUAGAUUUGAUGUUAGAAUAUUAAAUUUCAUGAAGAAAAUAAACAAUAAUGUGCAGGGUGCAGAAGAUGAAGCUUUUCAGUUUUCACUGAGUAGUAUAUAGAUAAGAAUGAUAUGCAAGGAAAUCUAGGUUUUUCAUUGAUUAUGAGAUAAAGUUUAGAAUCUUAUCUGUAAAUAUUUUCUUCGAAAAUAAACAAUCUGUCUCA
Messenger RNA from Coccinella septempunctata (seven-spotted ladybird), 1237 nucleotides. RefSeq lists its product as uncharacterized. The transcript has 4 exons. The record is from RefSeq and is a predicted model, not a curated record. Bases 88 to 1134 code for a protein of 348 amino acids. Lineage: Eukaryota; Metazoa; Arthropoda; Insecta; Coleoptera; Coccinellidae.